CGCGUGCGUGCGCGUGCGCGUACGUACUAGUCCAACUGGUUACUGAAGGGGAAAUCACUACUAACUAGUCGUGCACCCCCCCACCCCCACAGUCAUUAUGGGAUGGAUCUCCAUGGCAACCGACCAGACGUCACAAGCUGGGCAUGUGUGUUCCAUUUUUGGCUCUUUCUUAUUUUCAGAGCGCAGGAUGUGGACGGAGGAGGGAAAGGGGGAACACGCUGUUUUAGGGGCGGCUUCGCUAUAGGGCAGCCAUCUUUCUCCUUUUUCUUUUUCCCCACCUUCCUCGUCUUUCUCUCCGUCUUUUUCCGAGGGUGCCAAGCGCGAAACACUGUUCCUCACCUUCACCGAGCGUCCUCCUCCUCCUCCUCAUUGAAAGGCGUUGCGCUAGGCUCACGUCUCCGGCUGCGGCUCUGAAGGGGUUAAGUUUCCGCGACUUCGCUGCUCCGGCUUGGAUGUGAUUUUCUCCCCCCACCUCCUCCCCCUCCUUUUUUCGGUAAUGCAGUAAAGAUGCCCGGAUCGCUGAGCAAUGAAGACGAGGGGCAAGACGAUCUGGAUUUUGAAGACGACAUAGCAGAUGAGGAUGAAGAGGACGAGCGUGACAGCAUGCCGCUCUCACCUUUGGAGCGCUUCUUCUCCGACGAUGAUUCGGUCAAGCAGAAGAAGAAGAAGCCCAGCAAGCUUAAGGAAGGCAAGAUGCCGAAAGUAAAGAAGAAGAAGAAAGAGGCCAGCAUUGGUGAGCGUGAGGACAUGUCGGACAGAGACGAUCAUGGACACCGGUCAGAGAGCGAGAGCAGCAGCUAUGGCACACUGAAGAAGAAAAAGAAGAAGCCCAAAGAGAAGAAAGAGAAGAAAGCCAAGUGGAGAAAAAAAGACGAGGAUGAUGAUGAUGAUGAUGAUGAUGAUGGAAAUAUGAAGGAGCCCAAGUCUUCGAGCCAGCUGAUGGAGGAGUGGGGUCUGGAGGACGUGCAGUACGCCUUCUCUGAAGACGAUUACAAAACCAUUACCAACUACAAGGCUUUCAGCCAGUUUCUCAGGCCCCUCAUCGCCAAGAAGAACCCUAAAAUCCCAAUGUCCAAGAUGAUGACAGUGUUAGGAGCCAAAUGGAGGGAGUUCAGCGCCAACAACCCGUUCAAAGGCUCCUCCGCCACGGCCGUAGCUGCCGCUGUGGCCGCUGCAGUGGAAACGGUCAACGUGGCUCCUCCCAUCUCUCUUAGCAGUAUCCAGCAACUUUCUCCAACGGGGCCAAUCAAAAAAGCCAAAACCAAAGAGGGGAAGGGGCCUGGAGCUAAGAAGAAGAGUAAGCCGGUGAAGGACACAAAAAAGAAAGUGAAAGCCAAGAAGCCCAAAUCAAAGGCAGGCCAGAGCGGCAAGAGGAAAAAAGCCUCUUCGAGCGAGGAGGAUUUCUUAGACGACUUCUCAGACUUUGAUGAUGUCAGCAUCCACAGUGCCUCUGUUCGUUCCGACGCCUCGGGGGCACCCAAGAAAAAACCCCGCCGAGGACGCAAAAAGAGGAAAAGAGAGGAUGGAGACGGAUAUGAGACGGAUCAUCAGGAUUACUGUGAGGUGUGUCAGCAGGGGGGCGAGAUUAUUCUGUGUGAUACUUGCCCCAGAGCCUAUCACCUGGUGUGUCUCGACCCGGAGCUGGAGAAAGCCCCGGAGGGAAAGUGGAGCUGCCCCCACUGCGAGAAGGAAGGCAUUCAGUGGGAGGCCAAAGAUGAUGAGGAAGAGGAGGAGGAUGCUGCAGGUGAGGAAGAGGAUGACCACAUGGAGUUCUGUCGAGUGUGUAAGGACGGCGGGGAGCUGCUGUGCUGUGAUACAUGUCCCUCCUCCUAUCACAUCCACUGCCUCAACCCGCCGCUGCCCGAGAUACCCAACGGAGAGUGGCUGUGUCCGCGAUGUAUGUGCCCCCCUCUUAAAGGGAAAGUUCAGAGGAUUCUGCACUGGAUGUGGGGGGAUCCUCCGUUACCCCCCGAAGUUCCUCUGGCCCGGGAUGGAGAGAAGCCGGAGCCUAUGGCCAAACCCCCGCUAAAGGGCCGACCGGAGAGGCUGCUGUUUGUUAAGUGGGCUGGACUGUCCUACUGGCACUGUUCUUGGGUCAGCGAGUUACAGCUGGAGCUGUACCACACGGUCAUGUACCGGAACUACCAGAGGAAGAACGACAUGGAUGAACCCCCACCAUACGAUUACGGCUCUGGGGAGGAGGAACUCAACAAUGAGAAAAGGAAAAGUAAAGACCCCCAGUACGCCGCUAUGGAGGAGCGUUUCUACCGCUAUGGCAUCAAACCUGAGUGGAUGAUCAUCCAUAGGAUCCUCAACCACAGUUUCGAUAAGGAUGGAGACGUUCAUUACUUGAUCAAAUGGAGAGACCUGCCGUAUGACCAGUGCACCUGGGAGGUGGAUGAAUUUGACGUCCCAGACUAUGAGAGCUUUAAACAGGCCUAUUGGGACCACAGAGAGCAGAUGCUUGGUGAAGACCAGCGCCCCCUAGUGGUAAGGAAAGGAAAGAGACCCAAAGAGGAAGUGAAGAGGAAAGAGGCUCCUCCCGAAACUCCAGUUGUCGAUCCCACUAUCAAGUUUGACCAGCAGCCAUGGUACAUCAAUGCCACGGGGGGAACACUGCACCCAUACCAGCUGGAGGGGCUGAACUGGCUGCGUUUCUCCUGGGCUCAGGGCACCGACACCAUCCUGGCUGAUGAGAUGGGCCUGGGGAAGACCGUCCAGACUAUUGUAUUCCUCUACUCACUCUACAAAGAGGGUCAUUCUAAGGGGCCUUUUCUGGUCAGUGCCCCUCUGUCCACCAUUAUCAACUGGGAGAGAGAGUUUGAGAUGUGGGCACCAGAUUUCUAUGUGGUGACAUACACUGGGGACAAAGACAGCCGGGCGGUUAUACGGGAGAACGAGUUCACCUUUGAGGACAGUGCCGUCAAAUCUGGACGCAAGGUUUUCCGUAUGAAGAAAGACACGCCUGUGAAGUUCCAUGUGCUGCUAACCUCGUAUGAGCUGAUCACCAUUGACCAGGCCAUUCUGGGCUCCAUUAGCUGGGCCUGUCUAGUAGUGGAUGAAGCCCACAGACUGAAGAACAACCAGUCUAAGUUUUUCAGAAUCCUGAAUGGCUAUAAGAUCUAUUAUAAACUGCUCCUCACCGGAACUCCGUUACAGAACAAUCUAGAAGAGUUAUUCCACCUGCUUAACUUCCUCACCCCAGAGCGCUUCAAUAAUCUGGAGGGCUUUCUCGAGGAGUUUGCGGACAUCUCUAAGGAAGACCAGAUAAAGAAGCUGCAUGACCUGCUGGGGCCGCACAUGCUCAGGAGGCUGAAGGCGGACGUUUUCAAAAACAUGCCGGCGAAGACGGAGCUCAUUGUCCGAGUGGAGCUCAGCCCCAUGCAGAAGAAGUACUACAAGUUCAUCCUAACGCGGAACUUUGAGGCGCUGAACUCUAAAGGAGGUGGGAACCAGGUUUCUCUGCUCAACAUCAUGAUGGACCUGAAGAAAUGCUGCAAUCACCCCUACCUGUUCCCUGUGGCUGCUGUGGAGGCGCCGGUGUUACCCAAUGGCUCUUAUGACGGCAACCUACUGGUGAAGUCCUCAGGCAAACUCACGCUGCUUCAGAAGAUGCUGAAGAAGCUCAAAGACGAAGGGCACCGGGUCCUUAUUUUCUCGCAGAUGACGAAGAUGCUGGACCUGUUAGAGGACUUUCUGGAGUUUGAAGGCUACAAAUAUGAGCGUAUUGAUGGGGGCAUCACAGGGGGACUGCGCCAGGAGGCCAUUGACCGCUUUAACGCUCCGGGGGCGCAGCAGUUCUGUUUCCUGCUAUCCACACGUGCCGGGGGAUUGGGGAUCAACCUGGCAACCGCUGAUACUGUCAUCAUCUAUGACUCUGACUGGAACCCACACAAUGAUAUCCAGGCGUUCAGCCGAGCACAUCGCAUUGGGCAGAACAAGAAAGUGAUGAUCUAUCGCUUUGUUACACGAGCGUCCGUGGAGGAGCGCAUCACUCAGGUGGCCAAACGCAAGAUGAUGCUGACCCACCUGGUCGUGCGACCAGGUUUAGGGUCCAAAACUGGCUCCAUGUCCAAACAGGAGCUGGAUGACAUCCUCAAGUUUGGCACUGAGGAGCUCUUCAAAGAUGAUGUGGAAGCUAUAGUGGUCAGGACCCCCAUGGACCCUCACAGAACAGGGGACAGUAAGGACGGAGAGGAGGGCAGCGUGAUCCACUACGACGAUGAUGCCAUCUCCAAACUGCUGGACCGCAGCCAAGACGCCACAGAGGACACGGAGAUUCAGAACAUGAACGAGUAUCUCAGCUCCUUCAAGGUGGCGCAGUACGUGGUCCGGGAGGAGGACGGAGAGGAGGAGGUUCAGAGGGAGAUUAUUAAGCAGGAGGAGAAUGUGGAUCCAGACUACUGGGAGAAGCUCCUACGGCAUCAUUAUGAACAGCAGCAGGAGGACCUGGCCCGCAAUCUGGGCAAAGGCAAACGCAUCCGCAAACAGGUCAACUACAACGACACCUCUCAGGAGGACCAAGAAUGGCAGGAUGAUCUUUCAGACAAUCAGUCCGAAUACUCUGUGGGGUCCGAGGAUGAGGAUGAAGAUUUCGAGGAGAGGCCUGAAGGAGGGCGCCGGCAGUCCCGCAGGCAGCUGAAGAGUGACAGGGACAAACCACUGCCCCCACUACUGGCUAGGGUAGGGGGAAAUAUAGAGGUGCUGGGUUUUAAUGCACGUCAGAGGAAGGCCUUCCUGAAUGCGAUCAUGCGCUGGGGGAUGCCUCCGCAGGACGCAUUCAACUCACACUGGCUGGUCAGGGACCUGAAGGGCAAGAGUGAGAAGGAGUUCAGAGCAUACGUGUCUUUGUUUAUGAGGCACCUGUGUGAGCCGGGAGCAGACGGGGCGGAGACGUUUGCGGAUGGUGUACCAAGAGAGGGUCUGUCCCGACAGCACGUCCUCACCAGGAUCGGAGUCAUGUCUCUGGUUCGUAAGAAGGUCCAGGAGUUUGAGCACGUUAAUGGUAAAUACAGUUCUCCAGAGCUGAUUCCUGCAGGCCUGGAGCUGAAGAAACUGACUGAGAGUCUAUCAUCUGACCCCAACACUCCUGUUCCAGCCAGCCCUGCUCCAACACAGCCCAGCACACCUGUACCCUCAGACAAGCCUGAGGGUGGUGCUGGUCCUCAAGAAGACAAAGAGGCCACUGACCAGGAGAGCACCAGACCUGCAGAUUCUGAGACACCCAAAGAAUCAGAACUGUCCCCUACACCCGAGAAAUCCAGUGAGAGCGAAGAAAUGAAGAGAAGCAACCCUGAGGAGAAGAAUAAUGUAGAGAGUGAAAAGAAAGACAACACGCCCUCUCCAACAGAGCCAUCGGCCAAUCAGACGCAACCAUCGUCCAAACAGACGGAGCAGUCCACCAGUCAGAAUCAGACAGGUGAGCAAAAUAAAGACGCAGACAGCACAGCUGAUAAAUCAGAGAGUGACUCUGCUGCAGUGAAAGUGGAGGAUAAAGAACAAAAGCCAGCUGCUCCCCACGAGUUAAAAUCCGAGGAUGCUGCCGAGACUCAACUGAACGGAGAUAAAGAAGCGAGGGAUGAGGCAGACGAGAGCCACAAAGACGACAAGAACGGCGCCAAGGCGCGUUUCAUGUUCAACAUCGCAGACGGAGGCUUUACAGAGCUGCACACUCUGUGGCAGAACGAGGAGCGCGUAGCCGUGUCAUCUGGCAAGAUGUACGACAUCUGGCACCGUCGGCACGACUACUGGCUGCUGGCUGGCAUUGUAACCCAUGGCUAUGCCCGCUGGCAGGACAUCCAGAACGACCCGCGCUACGCCAUCCUCAACGAGCCCUUUAAGACCGAGAUGAACAAAGGCAACUACCUGGAGAUGAAGAACAAGUUCCUGGCACGGCGUUUCAAACUGUUGGAGCAGGCUCUGGUUAUAGAAGAGCAGUUGCGCAGGGCGGCCUAUCUGAACAUGACCCAAGACGCCAGCCAUCCUGCCAUGGCCCUGAACACACGCUUCGCUGAGGUCGAGUGCCUGGCCGAAUCCCACCAGCACCUCUCCAAAGAGUCCCUGGCUGGCAACAAGCCAGCUAAUGCCGUCCUGCAUAAAGUUUUAAACCAGCUGGAGGAGCUGCUGAGUGAUAUGAAGGCCGAUGUAACGCGGCUGCCCUCUAUGCUGUCCCGUAUCCCUCCCGUAUCCGCGCGGCUGCAGAUGUCGGAGAGGAGCAUCCUCAGCCGACUCACGAACCGGGGCAACGAGCCGCCACAGCAGCCUUUUCCCCAGGGCUCAUUUGGUUGUUCUCAGAUGUACAGUAACAGCUUUGGGGGAGCAUUCAGAGGGCCUGGUGGGACACCCAUGGUCAACUAUAGCCAGAUGCCCCUGGGACCAUACGUCAGCGUGUCCUCGAACGGCCCCCCACCGCCCAGCAGCCUGCUAGACAAGAAGUCCAGCGACGCUCUGAGGGACCUGUCCCCCCCUGAGCUGAAAUCCGGCAAGCCCACUGAUGUCAUCUGCAUCGAAGAUUAGCCGCCCCUGCCCUCAGCUAGAUUAACACGGAUAAUUCUGGAGCACUUCUGUGAAUCAGGACUGUUCAGAUCCUAUCGAUUGCACUUUUGUCUUGAAGAGUUCUCGUGUGCGUGUCGUUUAUUCAGCUCCUGCUUUCUUUUUCUUUUAUUUAUUUAUUUAUUUUUACUUCUGUGAUUAUGAAAAAGGUCUGUGGAUGGAGACCGGACUGAGGAUGGAGAAGCUUAAGGCACUCGGUGCUUGAGGAGGUCGGACCUUCGCUGUUUUGACACGUUCUGUCAAAGACUCUACCAUCUCUGCGUUUAUUGAGCCAUUUUGGUGGGGGUGCUCGCCCUGGAGUAGAAUCCUGAAUUAAAACCCCCUCCUCUUGGGAUGUAAUGUACAAUCUCCCCCUCCUCCGCGCUUGGAAUACCUUCUUUCCCUCCUUUUGCUUGAACAUGACGCACCACUCCUGCCCCCCAGUGGUUCUUUCUAUGUAGUGAAUGUGACCGAAGACAUGAACAGUGCGACAGCUGGUUAAAUGCCUCAGUGGCGAAAACAUAUAUAUGACAGGACAGUGGUCAUAUCGCCCAGUCUCUUUAGUUAUGCGGAAAUCCUUGGUUUGGAAUGCACUGUAUAGUGAUUUAAAGGCGUUUUUACUAGCUGAGCGCUGGGUUUUUUUGUGUGCACUACGCCACAGUCUCUGCCUGUAUCAUAAGAAUUAUUCAGCCAUAACCUGGAAUUACCAAUGUGUUAAAUACAGGCCUGUCAGGUUUUUCUAUUCCUUUUUGCUUGAUAAUAUGAACAUACGUAAAUAUCUAAUCAUAAACUGGUAUCCUGGCAGGUUUCCUAUAUGUUAUCUACAAAAAAUAGCUGUAGUUUAAAUUGUCUGUGAAACAUUUCCUUAAUCUCUGAAUGUUUGUGAGCAAAAAUAGAGCAUUUUUUUCUUUUUGUUGUCAAAAUUUUAGGUCUUUGGCUACCUGCCAACAUCUUUGUACACAGUGUUAUGGGUCCACAGUAUUAUGGUGCAGUAUAUGACAUACAUUAGAGCAAUGACAGGUCAGUUUCUGGGACACAGCCGCUUGCAUAACAGAAGCUCUUAAGUGCUCUCCUUAUUUGACUGUACAAAAAGUUGUAUCUCAGUGCUUGGACCCCUAAUUUAAGCUCUAAUUUAAGCAUCUUAAUUUUUGGAAAAUCGUAUGUGCUGUGUUUUCCUCGGAGUGGAGGGGGGGGCUUUUAUAUUUUCCAUGAUUACUUUAAAUCUUUAAUGUUGAAUGUCUCGAUCUUUGGGCUGAAAACUUGAAGAAAAAGAUGUGAGGUUUUCUCCAAAGACCAGUCGCUCCACAGUGGAAAAAAGUGACACAGUGAAUUGACUUGAUUCAAAAGUGGACUUAUUACGUAUGAAUAGCAUAAAAUAAGGGAAAGCCCCCAAGAAGCCCACCUACUAUUCCAGUUAUAGAAAGAUCCACAACUUUGUAAAAAUAAAUACCUUAAUACAAGAAUAACCCAGUGAAUGCCUUAGACUGCCACAGUCCGAGUGGAUAGGGCGUGGAUACGGGUGGGCCUGUCAUGAUGGUGAAAUUUUAGCAGACGAUUAAUCGUCAUGUAUAUAAUUGCGAUUAAUGGCUUAACUGAUUUUCUUGUUUGCUGGAUGCAGCUAAUAAAGUAAAACCCAGUAGUGGCCAAAAUAGCUGAUUAGCCAACUUGCUUCCUAGCUGUGUUUACUUAGUAGUGAACCCACUCAUUAAUUAUUAUUUAGACAUGAUAAUGUUUUGAUGUGUUUUUGUUACUUAUCAUUUCUUAAAUAAUGGAGAUAUUUGAAAAAUAUUAAUAUGUAUAUUUUUUUGUUGGUAAAUUGUUUGCAAUUGUGGAAAAGUGGAAAGCACCAUAGAAUCUAAAAAAAUGCACCAUAAAAUCAAAUUUUUCUCUAAAAACAUCAUUUUAUUGAAAACAAGACCGAACAAAUCCAACUCACACUUAGUGAAAUGUACGACCCAAUAUUUACAAAUAUCGGAAAGCAAUGAAAUUUCAGUUGGUAUUUAGAAUGUAUGGUAAUUUCUUCCAAUUUUCCGCAAUUAAACAGGAAAACAAAGCAUUUCUGCUGCAUUUUGGUAAAAUUGAGAUAAAGUAAUUGUUGCCAUUUGGCAACAUCGUGCAGUAGAGGGUUAAACUGAAAAUGAAACACUCAUGCUCAAGAUGUUAGAAUUAGCCUUCCAACUGACAAAUAAACAAACAUUUCCCAUCCUGUAAGGUAGAAGUUAGAACUUUAUGGCACUGGGUGGGGGAGGGUAGUUGUUGGGGGGGGUUACCCACAAAUCACCCACCCCUGUCAUAUUGCUUUGUUAUCGUAAGCUGAAACACAGUGAGGCAGGUAGCCCAACGGCUACCUCUUAUUAGCAUCUACAUUACAUGAUUAAUCCAAUUUCAUAUAAAUCUUUAGAUACAAUAAGAACGUAGUCGCUCUGCCCACUUUGCUUACCUAGUUUUAAAUAUAAAACCUGCAACUUUUAUCUAAUGUCAGCACUGUUUGCUAGCUAGAGCCGUUUGAUGUUGGUUCUCCCACUUGUCAGAUCAAAUUUUCAAACUUCAAACUCUUUAUUUUGCACAGAAAUAUAAAACUAGACAAAAACUCGGAUUCCUAACAUGAAAAGUAAUUCUGAUUAGCAUGUCCGUUUGGCACGGAUCUCAUGGAGUGAACUAGCCGAUUUAGGAGUUUAUACUUCAUGUUUUUAUAGUACUGUCUCCCAGUUUAACUGUUUGUCAUCAUUUCUUCUUAAAAUUGUGUUUCUCUGGUUAUUAAUCUCUUCAACUACUAAAAUGAGUCAUUUUUCUGAAAUUAAACAAUGAGUGGGCCUAUUGGGAAUUCAGGUGGGCUUAAAAGGUAAAAGGGGUCACUUUAAGCCCAGUCCAAAAUUUUCAUCAUGUUCUUUACAUCUUUUUUUUAAAAAAUCAUGUACAGCUUGCUUAUGGCGGCAUUUUAGGGCCACUGUUAAUAAAAAUAAAAAUAGUAGACUUUGAGAAUAAAGUCAUAACAAUUUGAGAAAAAAGUUGAAGUUGACAAGAAUUUCAGACAAUAAGAAUUUAUUUUUUCUCAAAAUAUUACAUCUUCUUUUUUGACAUAUCACAAUUUUGUUUCUUGAAAUAUUCCUAAUUUAUUCUGGAAAUAUGACAUUUUUUCUCGAAAUAUUCCGACUUUAUUCUCUACUGUCCGCUAUUUUCUCUACUAGUCUACUGUUUUCAUUUAACACUGGCCCUAAAACGCUGUCACACUAGCUUGAUUAUGUAAACAGAGAUCCGGAGAAGAGUCAUGCAAAAGUUUGGGUACAUUUAACACAUCCUCUACAGAGACACACUUCUACACAUUUUAAUGCACGGUUACUGUUUAUUUGCUGAAUUUUAUUUGGAAAAAUAAUAAAACAUAAAAUGUGACCUGUGCAAAAGCUGUAGCAUUUCCUAGUUUUCCAAAAUGUUAAGCUAAAUAAAUGUAAAUUGUGCUCUGACAGUGUUAAAGUUAAUUCCCUGGAGAGGAGCAAGUGAUUUGACUGAGUGUUCAAACUUUUGCAUCUGACUCUCCCGAAAAACUGAAGUCCAAAUGAAAAAUCGGUGUAUGUAGAUAUUGGUGGGCGUCUUGGGGGGUUUCUCCUGUUACAUUAACACAGUGUGUGCAUAUCGAGUGAAUCAAGGAAAUUCAGUGUUGCUUGGACACGGAAUGUGGAGCCGUCUGUUUUUUGCUUGAUAUAUUGUGCAUUUUUCUGUAUGUCAGUGCGUGAAGGGACUCAAUGGUCCACAACUCUGGGCCGCCGAUGGCAUGAAUAGUUUCCUUUUGGUGCCAUCGGUCGUGUGGAAGUGGGUUUGGCUUUUAAAUACUCUGCUAUGUGUUAGCGUAAAGCAUUUAAUGUGAAGUGUUCAUCUGGAUGGAUUAACAGACACUUAGUGACUUUAAUGCAGGUGAAUUCUUUAAUUACUGAUGUCCUCAGCAUCUUCUAGUUACGUAUUCAGUCGCCUCAAUCAUUCCAUUGUGUGGCUUUUUUUACUCUGAUGGAGAUUUUUAAAAUCCAUUUUUUCUUGAUAUAAGGAAUUAAAUUUGCGUGUGAACAUUUUAUUCUUACUAGUAAAAACUGAAUUUUCUCAUGAGAAAUGUCAUUCUUGAUAUCAAAAUUUGAAUUGGUACUAGAAAAAUGUUAUUUUUAAAUCUAAUAAUUCAAUUACAACUGGUAAAAAUAAAAUGUUUACAUGAAAUUUAUUCCUACAAGUAAAAAUUCAUAGUUUGUAUUUUUACUAGUAAAUAUUUAAUCAAGAAUUACAUAUCUACUUGUGAAAAUUCUAAUUCUUACCAGUAAAAAUGUUCCCCCCAUUAUAAAUGGGGAACCUCAAUAAAAUUCAGUCAACAAUUACAUUUUUUCAAUUUAAUUAUAAAUCAGUCAAGAAUUGAUCUGAAGAAUCCUAGUAAAAAUGUAAUUCUUGACAUCAAAAAAUUUACUAGAAAGAAUUCUUCAUAUGGAACAUUACAUUUUCAUUAGUAAAACUUCAAUUCUUGAUAUUUCUACAUGUGAAAAUUCAGUUUUUACUAUUAAGAAUCAGAUUUUCACAUGUUUGGAUUGAAUUCCUGAUAUAAAUAAUAAAAAAAAGAUGAAAAGCUAAAAUGGCUUGUCAUAUGAAAAUCAAAUUCUUUCAAAAAAGUACAAAUUUAAACCCAAUUAAAAUUCUAUUUUAAGAAUUACAUUUCUACAUGUGAAACUUUAAUUCUCACCAGUAAAAAUGUUUCCCCCAUUAAAACGAAUAGGGAAACUCGAAUUAUCGCUAGUAAUAAGAAAUUUUUGACUAGUAAGAAUUACAUUUUUACUAGUGGAGAUGUUCAUGUGUGCAUUGAGUUCCUGAUAUAAAGGAAAAAAAGGAUUUAAAGCUCAAACGGUUUGCCGUAGAGAUCCUACCGUUCUUUUCGGUUAGCGUUCUGCCACCGAUGGCUGCGAACAUUGAUCAUCGCACACGUUGUAGUUAAGUACUUGAAUGGUGUUCAUAUUUGUGUAGACUAUGAAUGUGGAAAAAAGAACAUAGUUCGGUUUCAUGCACACAAAACCAAACCUCAGCUCAUUCCCAUCGCACCACAGCAGGAAAGAGAGCCUCAAAACACUCAUCCAGACUUUUCUCCCACCGAGGAGACUGUAUGUAAUAAUGAACUCGGGAUUUGGUUUUGAUGAUUUGAUUACGCGUUUGUACCAUUUUCCUUUCGUUUGUCGUAGUGCAGAUAUUGACGUUGAGCUCCGGUUGAAUGCAAUCAAACUGAAGCUAAUAUGAAUGUAUUGAAUAUAAAAAGCUUCAGUCUAAUACUAGAGGUGUUUUCCUUCCUGUACGCUAGGCUUCAAAAGCUGCCGAAAGGCUCCAGUGGCCGAAGGCCCAUCGUCGCAGCAUGCACUGUCCGACGUCUUUGGAUUGCUUUGGAACGGCGAUGGCUAGCUAUGGACUAAAGCGCAGAUCUGAGCAGUGUUGCUGUUUUCUUUGAGAUAACAGAAGGAAAAGGAUUCGUCAUCAUUUACUUUGUACUGAGUGUAUUUGUUUAAUGUGUUUUAAUAAAUUCUCUCCAGUAAGAAAA
Molecule: messenger RNA, 12082 nt
Organism: Pygocentrus nattereri (red-bellied piranha)
Lineage: Eukaryota; Metazoa; Chordata; Actinopteri; Characiformes; Serrasalmidae
Gene: chd5
Product: chromodomain helicase DNA binding protein 5
Exons: 41
Coding region: 508-6516 (2002 amino acids)
Biological process (GO): negative regulation of transcription by RNA polymerase II; chromatin remodeling
Cellular component (GO): chromatin; nucleus; NuRD complex
Molecular function (GO): ATP hydrolysis activity; DNA binding; histone binding
Source: RefSeq, a predicted model, not a curated record